AACGUGCUGUGUUUUGCCGAAGUUUUUCGCAAUUAUCUUGAAAAAUGUGCUCCGUAGAACAAAACCCGGUAUUCAGGGACCUCAGCGCUGACGACCCGGACCCGGAAGUCACGGAAAUCGAGUCUCUCUGCAUGAACUGCCAUUCGAACGGUAUUACACGCUUGCUGCUGACUCGGAUCCCGCACUACAAGAAUGUGGUCAUCAUGUCGUUCUCCUGCGAGGAGUGCGGAUACCAGAACAAUGAGAUCCAGCCCGGAGGGGCCUUUGCAGAGCUCGGAGUCAGAUGGAAGCUGCGAGUGGAGCAGCCCGAAGACCUGAACCGCCAGGUGGUCAAGAGCGACUACACCUGCGUCAGGAUACCGGAGCUGGACUUCGAGGUGCCGGCGCAGAGUCAGAAAGGAGAAGUCACCACAGUGGAGGGCAUCAUCACCCGUGCCAUAGCCGGUCUCACCCAAGACCAAGCGUCUCGCAGGGCGGAGCACCCGGAGGCAGCUGCUCAGAUAGACGCCUUCGUGAGCCGGCUGCAGGGCGCCCGGCAGCUGGACAAGCGCUGGACGUUGGAACUGGAGGAUGCCAGCGGCAACUGUUUCGUGGAAAACCCGGAGGCGCCGCGCAAGGACCCGCGCUGCGAGCGCGUCGACUUCAAGCGCACCAAGGACCAGGACCACAUGCUGGGCGUGUUCACCCGCGAGGAGGUGUCGGACAACCCUGACCCGUCACUCCUGACUCCGUGCGACCCGUCCGAGGCCUCAUACGAUCAGCUGUCUGCCGAUGAAGUCCUGCAGUUCCCAACCAACUGUCCUGACUGCAACGCCCCGGCCGCCACCAACAUGAAGCUCACCAAGAUCCCACAUUUCAAAGAAGUGGUCAUCAUGGCAACGGUGUGUGACGCUUGUGGGCACCGCACGAACGAGGUGAAAUCUGGGGGCGGAGUAGAAGACAAAGGAGUGAGGUUCGAGGUGCGGGUGGCCAGCAGGGAUGACUUCUCUAGAGACGUUCUUAAGUCAGAAACAUGCAAUAUGGAGAUACCGGAGCUCGAGCUGGAAGUGGGGGGGCGUGCGCUGGGGGGGCGCUUCACGACGGCGGAGGGGCUGCUGCGCGCCACGCUGGCGCAGCUCGCCGACGCGCCCGGCGCCACGGGCGACGCGCCCGGCCUGCGCCCCGGCGGGAUGGACAGCUUCAUAGCGACUAUGGAGGAUGUGCUGGAGUGCAGGCGUCCUGUGACCAUCAUACUGGACGACCCCGCGGGGAACUCCUACGUGCAGAGCCUCUCGCACGACGGCCAGCCCGACGAAGGCCUCAAGAUCGUCCACUACGAGCGGUCUCACGAGCAGAACGAGGAGCUCGGCCUCAACGACAUGAAGACGGAGGGAUACGAGGACAGCUAGACUGGAAGCACUACG
Messenger RNA from Cydia amplana, 1403 nucleotides. It is a transcript of the gene Zpr1, whose product is annotated as zinc finger protein ZPR1. Gene Ontology annotation, molecular function: zinc ion binding. The record is from RefSeq and is a predicted model, not a curated record. Lineage: Eukaryota; Metazoa; Arthropoda; Insecta; Lepidoptera; Tortricidae. The transcript has 12 exons. Bases 45 to 1388 code for a protein of 447 amino acids. Gene Ontology annotation, cellular component: nucleus; cytoplasm.